Messenger RNA from Ictidomys tridecemlineatus (thirteen-lined ground squirrel), 957 nucleotides. Its product is annotated as vomeronasal type-1 receptor 4. Gene Ontology annotation, biological process: G protein-coupled receptor signaling pathway. Lineage: Eukaryota; Metazoa; Chordata; Mammalia; Rodentia; Sciuridae. The record is from RefSeq and is a predicted model, not a curated record. Gene Ontology annotation, molecular function: pheromone receptor activity. Gene Ontology annotation, cellular component: membrane.
AUGAGCUCUUUUGCUCAGAGGAAUGAUUGUUACCAUAAUGUAAAAAACAAUGUGCUGAAUGACGGAAUAGCCUCUGGCAAUAUGGCCAUGGGACUGAUGUUCUUAUCACGGAUCAUUGUUGGAAUUCUGGGAAAUUUGUAUCAGCUUCAUUACUAUCUAGUCUUUUCCUGCAAUGAGUGCACAUUAAGGUCCACUGAUCUGAUCCUUAAGCACUUGAGUGUAGCCAACUGCCUCAUCAUUCUCUCUAAUGGAGUUGCCAGUACAAUCACAGCUUUAGGGUUAAAAUACUUCUUCAGUGAUUUUGGAUGCAAACUUAUUUUGUACCUUCAGCGAGUGGGCAGGAGUGUGUCCAUUUUCAUCACCUGCCUCUUGAGCGUCUUCCAGAACAUCACCAUCAGCCCCAUGAACUCCUGUUGGAAGGAUCUCAAAGUAAGAGCUCUCAAGUACAUUGGCUUCUCCAUUUCCCUCAUCCUGUACUUGGUGAUGAAUUCCAUUUUUCCUCUCUAUGUACUUGGCAAAUGGAGUAGUGAAAACCUAACAGAGAAAAGAGAUUUUGGGUACUGUAGUUCUGGAGGUCGUGAUAAAACCACAGACUCAUUAUAUGCAGCCUUAUUUGUAUUUCCUGAAGUUGUCUUUUCCGUGCUCAUGAUCUGGUCCAGUGGCUCCAUGGUUCUCCUUUUGUACAGGCACAAACAGAGGUUUCAGCACAUUCACAGCAUCAAAGUUUCUCUCAGAUUGUGCCCUGAGUCGAAAGCCACCCAGAGAAUCCUUGUCCUGGUGGGCACCUUUGUGACUUUCCACACCCUCUCCUCCAUAUUAAAUGUUUGUAUAACCCUUUAUUUUAAUCCCAAUUGGUGGCUGGUGAACACCAAUGCCCUGAUCUCCAUGUGUUUUCCCACCGUCAGCCCCUUUCUUCUCAUGAUCCAUAACUUCAUUCUAUCCAGGCUCUGCUCCUAA